Molecule: messenger RNA, 2526 nt
Organism: Dinoponera quadriceps
Lineage: Eukaryota; Metazoa; Arthropoda; Insecta; Hymenoptera; Formicidae
Product: protein odr-4 homolog
Exons: 9
Coding region: 212-1600 (462 amino acids)
Biological process (GO): intracellular protein localization
Cellular component (GO): endomembrane system
Source: RefSeq, a predicted model, not a curated record
CACCAGUUCAGCGAUGUAGCUAAAAAGAACAGACCGAACGACAAGUCGGUGAAAACCUCCUAUUUUCAAAUACUCCACUCAAGGAUGGAUCGGAAAACCUUUCGUAUCCUUGUAUAGUGCAAUCUUUUUAUUAACAAUUGGUACAGUUCAACGGCAAAUCAGGCACGCGACCAUCCCUGUUCUGUCAACAUAAAAUCAUCACGUAGAGGCAAUGGGACGAACGAUUUACGCUGAGGAGCACCUUCGCACGUACUUAGCGUCUUCAGCGAAACCGGAUGGAUACGUGAUAGGAUUGAUCUUGGGACAGAGUAGCGGACAGAAAGAUUACAUAGUGCAUUUAGCGAAAACACCACCCCCCCUUGCUAAAAAUAUUGUGGAGGAAACUUUAAUCAGUUAUACAACAACUGCGGAACAAGAUGCGGCUGACACAUAUAUUAAGUCUGUCAAGGAUAUACCUAUGAGCUGGGUAGCCGAUCAUGCUAAACAUGUUACAAGAAUGUUGCCCGGUGGGAUGUGGGUACUUGGUAUUUUUAUUACAGGGCCCGAAGAUACUUUAGAUACUACCAGCAAUGUACAAAAGCUUAAGUCGGUUCUUAGUGCAAUUCACAAGACCCUCUCGUGGAAUAACAAGCAUCUGUGCGGAAAUAAUCAAGAUGAGAAACUUGUAUUAGCUUUCAACAGUGUUACACAGAAAUACAUUUGCAAGUCCAUAGAUGUUACGAAAGAUAGCAUAUUGAGACCAGCCGACUGGAAGUUCCAAGAGAGAGCGACCAAGUGGCAUCAGCUGGAAGCUCUUGUGGAUUUUAACAGAUUGUUCCUUAUUGACGCGGACAAGGAUCCCGAAACUCUCAAGAGGCAAUUACAGAAUAUCUUGACGAGCGUGGCGGAUUUGAUCGAAUCUUCGCUCGUUGUUAUCGAAGAGGAAGUCAGACCGCUGGAGGCCACAUUGGAAGUAAUUUCCAAGAAGAAGAGAGAUAGCAAGGAAUGUAAGAGUAAAAAGAACGAUAGCAGCGACUCGUUUCAAGUUAGCCUGUACAUUCCAUGCUCGCAAGAUGACACUGAUUCAGACAUAAGAGUGACGUCGUGCAGCGCAUCGAUACGACUAACCGGGCAAUUGGUCAGUAGGACAUUCGUACAUCAAAAGGCCAAUAUCGAGGAGGCCAAUGCAGCGGUGAGGCAGGACAUAGUGAGAUCUCUGGCGAGCAGGCUGGAGAUGCACUGGGAUAGUUUGAUAGAGGAAGAGAACGGUUCUCCCGAAGAGAACAUCACGUUACACGAACCGCCGAGGAGAGUGUUGAUUGCGUUACCGGAAAAUCAGGUCACGUUGUCGGAUUAUCUGUUUCCCGGCGAGGGGCCGCAAGAAGCAUUACUGUCGUUGCGAGAACUGCUGGAUCUAAAAGUGCAGGAAAGCCAAGUGCAGAAGGAAGUCGAGCUGCAAGCUGAUCCUACGGAAUUCUAUUGCCAGAGUGAUGUCAAUAGCAAAUCGUCGGACCACGGCACCGAGAAGACCAAAUUUCACCAAAUACUGGUUCCUUAUAUCGGCUUGUGCGUUGCAUUCUUCAUCGUGACAGCGGCUAUUAUUAUACACGAACUAAUGUAAUGUGUAUACUGUUUUUUUUUUCAACGCACACAAGAUGUAGAUUUAAGAUGGAAUACUUUUUGAACCCGUGUGCGUCUGUAAAAUUUGAGAUGUAAAAAUAUUAAAUUAUUUAAUACACUCCGAUAGUUAAUAAUAAUGAUAUAUAUAUAUAUAUAUUGUUUUUAAUAUAAUAUUGCUAGCGCGAUGUGUGUAUUUUCUUACGUGAAAUUACAUGAAUAUUUUUAUAUCUAUUAAAUUACACGGAAUGAAAAUUACUCUCUCCGUGAACAUCGACGGAAAUUUAUAAGUUUCACUGUCACUAAAAUAAAUGGUGUAUGGCUCGCUCGUCGAAUUGUUUGCCGUUUUAAUACAAUAAAACAUUACGAGAUAUUUUUAACUUGCAUUAUAUUAUAUGGAUUUUAUUAUAACAUCUAUAUCAUAUGUACAUACAAUAUCAUAUACAUGUCUUAUAUACAAAAGAAAGCAUCUGUUUAGUCUUCAGAAUGGCAAUUCUUUAUACCAUUAAUAUAUGACAAAUACUAGCAUUAAUAUGUUCUUCAGUAUUACUCAUAUGAAUAGUGUGUGUAAUCGCGUAAUGUCAAAAAAAAAAAAAAUUAGGUAAUAACAUGCACAAUUUUGAUACGAAAUUUAUUGAUCAAAUCAGGCAGUGGUAAUUCUAAUGUUUUAAACGCUUGCUUAUUAGUUGCAUUGUUCGAAUAAAUUUCCUCCGUAAUUAUAUCUGUAAAACUAUGCUAAAGUGUAUGAAAAGUUUAUUUACAAAACUUUUUACACUGUACAUGGCAAAUCCUGUUAAAAAGACAACAUUUCUAAGAAUGUCAGGAAACGCAACGGAAGAAUCAUCGUAAUUUCUACGUACUUCCUGCAAUAAAUAUUUGUUUAAUCAUGCUGAAAAUUACUCCCGUCUCUCUCUUCUUCUAAAUCGUUUU